Molecule: messenger RNA, 411 nt
Organism: Prorocentrum cordatum
Lineage: Eukaryota; Dinophyceae; Prorocentrales; Prorocentraceae
Source: the annotation of a GenBank genome assembly
AUGCUCUCCGACUCUGUGUCGCUCGACUGGUCGCUCAUGGCUGCGCCACUGGCCGGCUCCACUCCGGGCAGCAUGGGGACCCUGAAGGCCUGGGCGACACGCCGGACCGACGUCCCGUUGACCGGGCGAGGCUCGGGGCAGGUCUCUCGGCCGGUGACGAGCUUCCUCAUCUCGGACAGGUCGCUGAGGGGCCAAGAGGCCGCAAUCUCAGGAAGCCGGAGCCCGCAGGGCCUGCGGAUCCUGCGGAUCCCGUCGGGGCCGAGGACGCCGGGGCCUGGCACGGCCCCCCCGUGGGCGACGCUGCGGGGGCGCCCGCGGGCCAUCCUGGGAGUCGAGGGCUGCCUCGGUGCGGGCGCCGCCGCGCUGGAGGCCUCCGCCCACGCCAGCGCUGGCCUUGGCCGAUGCUGGUAG